Thecamonas trahens ATCC 50062 is the source of this 1270-nucleotide messenger RNA. RefSeq lists its product as uncharacterized. The transcript is spliced from 2 exons. Bases 551 to 1270 code for a protein of 239 amino acids. The record is from RefSeq and is a predicted model, not a curated record. Lineage: Eukaryota; Apusomonadida; Apusomonadidae.
ACCUCACUCCCGUGAAACCACCUGAUCUGAUCAACACACUCCGUCAGACCAAGACUUCUACCCGCUACACACCUGCACUGCACUCUUUCCUGCUGCUGCUUGCACUCUUUCCGUCUUCUUUACUUUGAAUCGUUUUCUCUGCACACACGGUGCUUCGAAUCCGAAUUGAGCGACACGAACAUCUGAUCAUCGUCCCGUCUCAUUGAUCCCAUCUGUAGAGUCAAUCCGAUUGUCCCGAGCCACUGUCUUCUCGUUGACACUCGCUGACUACUACGCCUUUUACUUCCACGCACUCUUGCUCCCGCUUCAAGACCAUUCAGGCCCAACGACUUGCGCUGCUUCGUAUGGAUAUUGUGGCUAGCUCGAUUAUCUCCAACACCCCCGUCUACAAGCCCGCUUGCUCGUCUCGUGACCCGAUCGCGUCAUUGGUGAGUUUUGCUGAACUGGAGAAGAACGCUGUUCUUGCUGCUGCUGAUCCCUUUACUACCACUACGACAACCAGGACAAUUGGAGGAGUCUACGGACCACACUAGACUAGGUCACUUCUACCAUGGCUCUCGAGCACCCGCUUGUCAGCGGCCACGAGCGCCCGAUGCCGCGCGCACGCGAGCGGUCGGCCUCACCGACCAUCGGCCUUCUGCCAGCCGCGGCCAUGCCGGCCGCAGGCGACGCUGAUGACACCGACGCCGACGCCGAUGUCGACGGCCUGUCGCCUGCGCUUCAAGGCUCCAGCACAUCGAAUCAGUGCCGCGCACCGCCGUCGCGUGCGCUUGUUCAAGAGCGAGUCCUUGCCUUUGCACGGACAGCAUCGCAGUCGCAGAUUGUCGAGCUCCUGCGCAAACUCUCAUCGGCAACGUCGAUCAUCGCCGACCUCGAAGCAGCCAAUGCGCAGCUUGUGGCGGCGAACCAGAACCUCGUCCGCCACGCCAUGGCGGCGUCGACCCAUGCCUCUGCGCUCGCCGACAAGAACGUUCGGCUGGUGGCAGAGCUGCAGCGGAAGCGCAAGCGCGAGCCCGCGGUCGAGACUCCCAGCAUCGCCACCUUACGCACGCCAUCCAAACGGCCGCGCCUUUUGUCGGCGAGGCGGCGAAGCGGUCCGCGGGUGGUCAUUCCGCCGGCAACCGCCGCAGCUGCGGCGGCAGCGCCGGUCUCGUCUCCGCUCGGCGGCGUCGAGCCAACGACGCCGUUUGCGGAUCUCGCCGCACCCGCUGCCAUGCUUGUAGUCGACGCUACGUCCGAGCUCUCGCCGCGGCCUGCCCGCAGCUGCUAG